Messenger RNA from Gadus morhua (Atlantic cod), 5048 nucleotides. RefSeq names its product V-set and transmembrane domain containing 4b (gene vstm4b). Gene Ontology annotation, cellular component: membrane. Lineage: Eukaryota; Metazoa; Chordata; Actinopteri; Gadiformes; Gadidae. Bases 2404 to 3591 code for a protein of 395 amino acids. The record is from RefSeq and is a predicted model, not a curated record. The transcript is spliced from 12 exons.
AGAGCUUGAACUUAAGAUACAGGAAGUGGUUUGUGAAGGGAAACAGCUUGGAGGAGCACACAGAGAGAGAGAAUGCAUGGCAUUCUGAGAAGACUUGAUCAUGGUCCAUACGCGAGGCUGCUUCUCUGCCGUUCUAAUCAUUGACGUUCUGCUGAAUGGUGUCAGAGGAGAGGAUAUGAGUGAGGAAGGAACAGACUUCAGGUUCGUUCUGCUUGGGGUAGGGAUCGGGGUGCUCCUGGCUCUAUGCCUCCUGGUCGUCAAGCUGUACACGAUGGGGAAGUGCAAAUGCACAUGCACCGAGGCACACAUGCACAGCGGGGGCUACAAACUGCCCUCAUUCACAACACCUCAGUCAUCCACAAGACCAAGCCUCGAAGGGGGGCUGUGUACACAACACAGCACCAUUCACAUCUAGAGGAGACGGGAAACCCGGCAGACGUGCACUUAGAUCAGCAGUGUUUACUUCACAAGUAUAACACGGCUAAGGAACAUCGACUGUGGUCUUUCAUCAGCAUGCAUGGAUUGAUGUCAAUGAGUCUGUCAAUUAAAUGAAAGCAGUGAGAUGAAGCGUCCAACCAUUGCAGUUUAUAUUCCAUUUCCUUAUGUUGUGUCCUAAAUGACUGCUUUCAAGGUAGGCCUUGGUAACAGACUACUCAUGUUGUCUUACCCGUGGAUGUAUUACAAAAAAACGUUUAACUUGGGGUCACCAUUUGUAUAUUUAGCUGGGGGGGGGCAUUUCAUUUGUGUUUUUUAAUUUUUAAGUGUUUCAGACAUUAUACUUACAAUGUUUAUGCAUCAUCAAAGUGGGCUACUCUGGUGGGAACAAUGUUUGAAGAAGUGACAAAGUUGAUACAAUUAUUAUCUCAGGAAAUAUAUUCAAAUGUACUGCAUACCGGUUUUCAUGGUUAUCACGUGACAAACAUCUGGAGCCGAUUGGUCUUGCCUUUUUGCCUAUGUAUGCAGUAAUGUGGCACCCGAAUCCACACUCCCACAUCCUUCAUGAGCUAUAGGAGCCCAGGCCUGACUGCUACCAGCCCAAACCCAUAGGUCUUAUUACCCUAAAAUGUGAGCAGCUUGGACUAGAAUGAACCAAUCAAGAACACACAAAUCAAAGGCUCCAUACAAUAUACCAAACAACAUUUGCAUAUAUUGCAAAUAUAUGCAAUAUAUUUGUCCCAAAACCCACAAUAUAACUCAUUGUUUAAAAGACACGAUAGCUGUACUCCAUUUUAAAAGUUUGUUGUUUUCAUUGCCAUGUACAUUCUUGCUGCGUUGGUGUUCCAAGUUCCGCAAGUAUAACGGCAGUCGACUAGGUUUGGUGUUCCAACAAAGUCUUGAAUAAUUAUUGGUUUGGUUUCCCUUUGCAACCAGACUGCUUCGUCACCAGUGUGAUAAAAUGUUUGCCAUGAAGAUUCUCUUUGGUUGAAACACCAGUAUCACGGAGGAUGAAGUAUCUCACCGUAUUCUAGAAUCUGCGUUAAGUUAAGUAGUUCCAUCUUGAAGACAUGAUAAUGCCUUUCCUGUUGAACUGUAUCGAAGCUUCUCCUUCAUAUUCAUUAUGUGUGAAAAUAAAUACGGCUUCUGUCUCAAGGGAGCCCGUUUAACUGCCAGACCAGUGUCCCAGACACACACAGCUCUAAGUCUUGCUGGGCAGAGAUUCACUGUUGGGUCUGGUUUCAGACAGAAACUGAUGAAAAACAGACAUACACACAAACACACACACACACACACGCACACACACACUCACAGACAAACACUGAAUCUGUCAUUUACUGCCUCACAAACAAUAUAAGAAAAUCACACACACACACACACACACACACACCCACGCACACACUAACGCAGGCAGCCCCCCAGCCUUACCCAGUGUGUGUCUACUCUGGGCAGCAAAUAAAGGCCUGAUGGGAGGGGGGUCUGUUUGCUUGCCAUCCCCCACAGCUGGAAGUGUGAUUUGCCUGGCGUCAAUCUCUCAGACAAACUUCCUGUUUCCUACCCCCUCGCACUUACCAUUAUUCCCUCUCUCCGCCCCUAGUCCUUUCUCCCACUCUCUUCCUCGAUCUCACUAUCCCCCUAUUAAUCAUCAUUUCCCCUCUCAUCGUUUCAUCUUCCUUUGUCUCUCUCAGCCUCUCUCUCUCCCUUACUCUCACCCAUUCCAUCUCUCACUCUGUCUCCUCUAAGCGGAAAAAAACAUUUCCCACCCAUUUGCCAAAAGUCAAAGCAGUAAAUGCACAUGUGUGUGUGAGUGAAUGUCAAUGUGUGUAUCCUUGACUGUGUUCAGAAAUCUGUCUCUGUGUGUGUGUGUGUGUGUGUGUGUGUGUGUGUGUGUGUGUGUGUUGUGUGUGUGUGUGUGUGUGCCUCCACGUGUGUGUGUUUGCACCUCUUGCACACGUCUCGUGGCAAUGUAUGUUUUCACUAAGAGUGCCACGAAGGAGGAGUCGGGGACGGGGAGGUGCACGUCCCAGGGCUAGCUGUGGACCCGCCCCUCGGUGUCAGAUUACACCCGGCUGUCAGCAGAGGGCCAGGAGCGGAGGAGCCGUGGAGGAACCUCCAGACUGCUUCUCCUCCUCUCAGUGGAUCAAUCUCGCUGGAUGUUUAUGGAGGCUUCAGCCGUGGAAAAUGAAGAUCUCCCCAGUGGUCUUUGCUCUCCUGAUUAGGGGGUUCUUCCUGGGAGAUGUUUGCCACUCCAUCAACGUCACCGUCACGCCCGCCCCCUUCACCGUGGCCCAGGAGGGCGAGAACGUGACGCUGUCCUGCGUCGUGUCCCAGCGGCGCCGAAACACCGCCCUGCCCGUGGUCAAAUGGACCUUCCUGCCCGCCGCCGCCGAGCGACCGGAAGACGAGGUCCUCGUCGCCCGCGUCAACAUGAGGAAGGCGCGUUUCUACGGCAACUACACAAAGAGCUUCCCCUGGCCCAAGCUGAAGCUGACGGUGGUGAAGCAGGGCAAGAUCUUCGACCUGCUGGUGCUGAACGUUUCCGAAAGGGACCGGGGGCUCUACAUGUGCCGGGUGCAGGAGUUUAGGAAGCACCAGGAGCGCUGGAAGGCCUUCAGCAACAGCACCGCAGCCACUGAGCUGAGAGUGCACGUAGUCCCACCCACCAAGCCCAAAGAGAGCCUCCUGAGCUUGUUUCAAGAUGUGUACCUCUGCGCCGUGCUGAUCUGCUCGGUGGGCCUGCUGUGCAUGUGUUUGUUCACCGUGACGGUGACCUGCCAGUACAUACACAGGAAGCAGAGGUUAAAAGAUAAUUACCUACUGGUCAAAAGCCCACAGUACAGCUCAGGAGAGACGGUCACCAGUGUGAUUAGUGGGUCUCCAGCUCUCCCCAAGAAACAGAGGAGAUACAGAAAGAAGAGGAGCAGAGGCCCACAAGAGGACAUACCCCCGGAAAUACCUGCUAAGGCUCCAAUCAGAGAUAAAGUGCGGAUAACCAAACUUCUAAAGCCGCAACCCAGGAAACUGGUUCUGCCGAAGAUACUGGAGGAGAGUCUGACGUAUGCAGAGCUGGAGCUGGUGAAGCCCAUACCUGAGACCAAGUCCUCCAGCACGGGCACCGUGUACGCCCAGAUAAUGUUCACAGAGAGGAGACUUUGAAGGGACAUUGUCGCGCCACUUAAUACCUGUGUUUUUAUCUCAAAUAUAUAAAAGACUGUCUAUUUAUAGUGUGCAUCAUUGUUUGUAGAUGCAAUUAUAUAUUGAGUAUGUAACAGAAUGAUGUCAUGAUUGUACGUACGUAUUCGGGCCUUUUUGGCAUCCUGGGAUCAGACUUUACGGUUUUGAGUUUUAACUGCUGACUCAUAACUCAUGUUCUAGGCUGAAGCUGUGUAGGGGAGUGGAUCUCAGUCCCGGGACCCCUCGUGUUUAGCUGCAGUUUGGCUGUUUCUUAUCCGUUUCAUCACAUCUCAGCCCAGUAUGUGUUUCAGGCUUGUUUAAAAGGAUCGCAGAUGUGGGAGGCUGACAUUAAAGGCCGUAAUUAGUCUCAACUCCCUCGCGAGAUAUCGCAAACCCUCGAUCUAGGGCUAACAUCAACCGGCUGCUAGUGAGACACACACACACACACAGCAUGUACAUAGCCUCAAUGGGUUUAUAUAUACGUUUCUUUAUGCACACCAGGGUGUGUUGGUGAUUACUUAAGAUAACAAAUGAAAAGACUACAAAGCUGUGUCUUUAGUGGUUGAGUAUAUGGUCACAUUAUUACUGAGGUUUGCACCUUUUAAUUCAAUGGAGACAACGACCUCUGCUAAAAUGCUAGAAUAUGUUCAAAUCAAUCAAUUGCGCAGGAAUUGGGUAGGGAUCUCCCAUUUUUAAAAUUCUUCUUAACGCCUGUCUGAAAAUGUGUAAGUUUCCUAAUGAUCAGGAAAAGCACAUUAUUACAAAGAAAAGAUGGGGGCUCCCUUGCUAUCUUAUCCUUUCACCCAGCAACCCAGACAAGAGUGCACCAUGUCAGUCCCCUUCCCCUUGGCGGGACUAUCUGGUACACGGAUAAAAUCGACGUACAGCUUAAAUGUAUUUACUGGUCCCCAAUUGCACUCCUUUUGGCUGCAUACAAUUAGGGAUUCAUUCUGAAAAGUUUAAUUUUCUUUUUUAAAACUGUGCUGUAUUUUCAUUUAGUUUUCUUCAGUUAUCUACCACAUUUUAGAUGUAAAGAUGACUGAAGGAUAAAAAAAGUACCAGUUUUACAACCCCCCACCUUUCGCUCAUAAUGGCUGUGAACCCGAGGUCUGAAUCACGUGCCUUGUUUUCUGCAUCCAUACACCACAGGGGAGAGCAGAAAAAGUCAUAAAAAGUCCACAAACUGUGAAAUGUGGAGAGGCCUACAAACCACAUUGUUCUUAAUGGGAGGCCUCUAACUAGAUCCAUGUGUGUGAAGCUCUACUCUUUUUCCUCCAUAUCUUCCCCUCUCAAUCUAUCUCACCCUCCUGCUCUCUGUAAACGAAGAGCAACAACAACAUUCUGCCUUUGUACUGGAACUCUUUCUGUCAUUUAUUUUGUAGAAAUUUCUGUCUGGGAAAGUGUGUAUUGAAGUGUAAAUUAAAUGGUAAAAAAAAAAA